ACAUAUAUAGUAAAUUUGUGACGUAGAGCAAUGGUUUUUAGAAUCUCGCAUCUCUCUUCUAUGCUCUUUUUUCAUUCUUUUCAAGAGUUAUUGCAUCAGUUACAUUAUUGAUCGAGUAAUUCACAAGAACAAAUUAAUUUCGUACUUCUCACAAUGAUGAAAGUUGAUCCAUCGUUUCUCAAAGGACUAAUAGUACCAGUAUUUACACCAUUCCAGUUAAAUGAUACACUUUCUCUGAACCUCGAGAUUAUUCCAGAAUAUGCAAAAUUUCUGGCAAAACAAAAAAUCACAGGUGUACUGAUUGGUGGGACAGUUGCAGAAGGUCAGGCUUUGUCUUUGAACGAAAGAAAAGCUCUCACUGAAGAAUGGGUUAAAGCGUCAAAAUUGGAAAAAUUGCAUUUAAUGGUUCAAGUUGGAGGUGCACCACUUCCUGAUGUUUUAGAAUUGGCAAAACAUGCUGAAAGUUUAAAAGUAGAUUCAUUGCUUACAUUACCGGAAGUUUAUUUUCGUCCUACCAAUGGAAAGGAAUUGGCAACUUAUUUACGACUUGUAUCCAAUGCAGCUCCAAAAACUCCUUUAUUUUAUUAUUACACACCAAGAAGAGCUCCUGUAAAUGUGAACAUUGUCGAAUUUAUGGAAAAUUAUGGAAAUGAAAUUCCAACACUCGUUGGUUUGAAAUACACAUUUACCGAUUUAGCGGAAGCCAAUCAAUUACUUGAAAUUAAAUGUAAAAAAAUUAUUGUCACUUUUGUCAAUGAAGAGUUAACAUAUCUGGCAUGCGCUUUAGGAGCGGAAUCUUUCAUGUUGCCAAUGUCAAGUUUAUUGACAAAACUUUGUCUAUCAAUUCCAGAAGCAUGGAAAUUUAAAGAUCUUGAGAAAGCGCAAAAUAAUCAACAGCUUCUUACAAAAGCUUUUCAUAUUUUUAAAAAAUACGGUCACGGACCCCAUGGCGUAAAGCUGGCGAUGAAUCAUUUGACACCUUUUAAUUUUGGUGAUUCUCGAAUUCCAUGGAAUCGUUUCUCCUCCGAGGAUGAAUUAAAAAUGAUGAAAGAAUUAAAGGCUGAGGUCCUCGAUAAACUUGAAUCUCUGAAUUUGAAAUAAAUGUUUUGUAAUUUUAUUUAUUUUUUUUUUGUUGCAAUUUCACACUUUUUUGAAUUUAAUUUUAAUUUUAUAAAUAAAUAAUUUUUUUUUCAAAUCAACUUUAAAAUUUAAAAUUAUUGCCUGUAAAAAUGUUAUAAAUAUAUUUAAUAAAAUAAAUAAUUAAAAUUUA
Molecule: messenger RNA, 1270 nt
Organism: Leptopilina boulardi
Lineage: Eukaryota; Metazoa; Arthropoda; Insecta; Hymenoptera; Figitidae
Product: N-acetylneuraminate lyase-like
Exons: 8
Coding region: 154-1101 (315 amino acids)
Biological process (GO): N-acetylneuraminate catabolic process
Molecular function (GO): N-acetylneuraminate lyase activity; 4-hydroxy-tetrahydrodipicolinate synthase activity
Source: RefSeq, a predicted model, not a curated record